AUGCGCUUGUUUUUGCUUAGCCUUUUCUUGAUCUCUUUAUUGGGAAUUUCUUUUGCCUUCCCUUACGGCAGUGCGGCUCAAAGAAAUGUUUCUUCCAAUGCUCUUUACCAAGGAUACAAUACUACUUCAGAAUUGAGUCAAACGAAUAGCACUCAUAUUCAAGGAAAAUUCGCUAAUGCUACCAAUAAUUUUGGCGCUUCUAAUAUCACCUAUUAA
This is a messenger RNA of Schizosaccharomyces osmophilus, 216 nucleotides long. RefSeq lists its product as uncharacterized. Bases 1 to 216 code for a protein of 71 amino acids. The transcript has a single exon. Lineage: Eukaryota; Fungi; Ascomycota; Schizosaccharomycetes; Schizosaccharomycetales; Schizosaccharomycetaceae. The record is from RefSeq and is a predicted model, not a curated record.